This is a messenger RNA of Fundulus heteroclitus (mummichog), 2903 nucleotides long. Its product is annotated as LIM domain and actin-binding protein 1. NCBI's taxonomy places the organism in Eukaryota, Metazoa, Chordata, Actinopteri, Cyprinodontiformes, Fundulidae. The record is from RefSeq and is a predicted model, not a curated record. Gene Ontology annotation, molecular function: actin filament binding. Bases 97 to 2058 code for a protein of 653 amino acids. The transcript has 10 exons. Gene Ontology annotation, cellular component: plasma membrane; actin cytoskeleton. Gene Ontology annotation, biological process: actin filament bundle assembly.
GUCGCGCGGCGGCGGCGGCAGCAGCAGCCAGUGUCAGGUGUCCGGCAGGUUUCUCAGGAGCUCUGACUGAACGGAAGUUCCCACAGGUUGACAGAGAUGGAGAACGGCUCGUUUAAUCGGCAGUCCUGGGCGACGCAGUCCUUGCGUGUUACCGCCAAGGAGCUGUCCAUCGCAGGACGUGGGAAAAGCACUGCGAUUGCAGAACGAUUCUCCAAGUACCAGAAAGCUGCCGAGGAGUCCAGUGCAGAGAAGAAAAAAGCAACCAUCGAGACCGCUCCAUCCUCUCUGCGCUCCGGCAACCUGAGUGCUCUUAAGAAGCGCUGGGAGCAAACAGGAAGCCAAAACCAGGAUAAGAAAAGCCCGGUUCCACCUCCAAGCGGGUCCAGCAUUCGCCGCAGACAUACAGUCCUGAGCAGGCCGGCGCCCAUCCGUGAAGAGCCCCCGCCUGUGAAGAACCAAGACCCACCUACCGACCAGGGCGGUCAGCGCGCAGCCAGACGAGUCCAGCAGCCGGCCGCAGCCCCGGUGGGUGAAGCGCAGAGAGGGAUGGACAGGGAAGAGCUUCCAGACAGAGGAAAGCCUGACACCAUCGUGGAGGAAGUCCCCACCAGCCCACGCACCGUUCCCGAAAAGCCCCGAGUGCCGCUGACCAACCUGAAGAAUAAGUUUGAGAAGGGAGAAGAUGCCACUGGGAAGGCCGGCAGGUCGACAAUCAAGAGUACUUCAUCUGAGGACUCAGAACUUCCCAUCAGUGCGCCUGGGUUGACCAGAUCUUUGUCUGUGAGGGAGAAGAUGGCCAAGUAUCAGUUUACUGUUGCUAAACAGGACACCAGCCGCACUGCUAAGCCAGUGUCUGCUCCAAAAAGAUCAGUGUCUCUGAGAAUCAAAUCCUCUCCAGCAGCUGAGUGCAAUGGGGAAAACACCGAGCAGCCCAAAGGACUUGCGAGAUUUCGGCUGCCGGUGAAGGAAACAUGCACCGGCUGUCAGAAAACUGUGUACCCACUGGAGAAACUGGUGGUUUGUCAGCACAUUUACCACAAAAAGUGCUUCACCUGUUUUCACUGCAGCACAAAGCUGAGUCUGUCGAACUACGCUUCUCUGCACGGUCAUUUCUACUGCAAGCCGCAUUUCAACCAGCUGUUCAAGGCCAAAGGGAACUACGACGAAGGCUUCGGCCAUCGCCCGCAUAAGGAGCUGUGGGAACCACGAGACGACGGAGACGAAGGCGAGGAGGCGCCGAAGCCAAAAGAGCCACCAGUGGUGGUGGCGAAACCGGCGGCUGAGAGCGCGUCGGAGUCGCAGGCAGAUCCGAGUGGGGACACGUCCCCCCAGGUGAAGGUGGCAGACCUCGCCACCUCGCUGGAGACCCGCACACAGCCGCGGGUCGUCUCUGAAGAGAAGCUCCAGGCUGCAGACCGGCUCGCCGAGAAGCGCAAGCUGAAGGUCGCCUGGCCUCCUCCGGCUGACGGGGGGAACUCUGGAGCGGGACCGCUGAGUCCACCCGCAGAGGGGGCCCCUUCGACCAGACCGUGGAGAGCAAAGUGGCCCCCAGAGGACGAGGUGCCCCCGUCCUUCCAGAGCUCAGAGCGAGCUGAGCUGAAGAGCCUGAGGAGGAGCACCUCUCUGAAGGAACGCUGCCGUCCCUUCACACUCGCUGCCAAACCGACUCCUACAGCCGGCGCGGGCCCCAGGGAGCCCCGUCGUCCACUCAAGGGACUCCUGGAAUGGAGGGCGUCGUUGGAUGAGAAGCAAUCGACGGAAGUAAGGUCCAAAGUAAACAACAAAGACGAGGAAAAGGAAGAGGAGAAGAUGAAGCAAACACCAAACGGAGGUGUGAGCACCUCGAAGGAGGAGGAGAAGAAGGAGAGUCCGACUGAAGAUGAGGAGGACAGGAGGGAGCAAGCGAGGAAGGAGGCUGGAAAAGAGAACUGCUCCUCCCAGGAUGUGGGCUUCUGGGAAGAAAACAAAGAGGGGAGUGAUGAAGAGGAGCUGAGUGCUGAGGAUAUCAUCAAGAGGAACCGCUGCUAUGACGACGACGAUGACGACUCCAUGGUUUAAAAGCACCUUACAAUUUCACUUCCAGAACCCCCCACCCAAAAAAAAAAAACAUCUUUUAGCUCAUAUAUGGAUCAUUUUAUUUAGCUUUUCCAGAUUUUACACCUACAGAUACCAAAACUACACUAGCUGUCUGUGAAUUAAAGAGCAAAUAUUUUAUUGCUUUAUUUUUUAUGUCUGUUAUAUUUGUAAACAUUUGCUCUUUGGAUUAUUUGCUCUGUAAAAUGAAGAAAAGCACUAAAAUCUGUUUUUAUGACUGUAUUUGAUUUAUUUUUAUUUUGUUAGGCUUCCCAAAAAAAACUUGGUACAACUCUCGUCGUCACUCAGGGAUGAAAAAGCCAGUUGUUGCCCAGUUUUGUCCAUGCCUUCAUGUUAGAUCCUCUCGUCUGCAGGAGCAGCAUUAACGCGGCUUAAUUCCAGAUUUCUGCUUUGGACUGCUUUUUUAUUUGAAGUUUCAAUGUUUUAUCUGUCAGGACACCAGCUGCUUUAAAUGUGAUCAUUUUCUUUCUUUUACCGAAGAUCUGGUUGGUAUCCACACAUCGCUUGAAUAAUAAUUACUUCAUUACUGUGUUGCAUGUUAGGAAAAUCUGCAAUUCUCAUGAAUCCAUCUCUUGAAAUGGAAACGGACCAAAAGAGCUGCCAAAGUUUCAGUGUAAAAUGGUUAUUUCUGUCGUCUCUCUAGGGGCCUUUCGAGGUUAAAGGAACAUUUUCAAAAUGUAACCCAUGUUGUAUGUGAAGCAUUUUUGGAUACAUUUUUAAUUUGUGUUUGCACAAGUUUGUCUUCUUGUGAUUGGAAAUCGCACUCUGUCGCUGAAUCAGAAUUAAAAUAAACUACAUGGGGCAUCCAG